This is a messenger RNA of Corticium candelabrum, 2118 nucleotides long. RefSeq names its product alpha-1,3-mannosyl-glycoprotein 2-beta-N-acetylglucosaminyltransferase-like. Gene Ontology annotation, cellular component: Golgi apparatus. Gene Ontology annotation, molecular function: alpha-1,3-mannosylglycoprotein 2-beta-N-acetylglucosaminyltransferase activity. The transcript has 10 exons. The record is from RefSeq and is a predicted model, not a curated record. Lineage: Eukaryota; Metazoa; Porifera; Homoscleromorpha; Homosclerophorida; Plakinidae. Gene Ontology annotation, biological process: protein N-linked glycosylation. The coding region runs from base 143 to 1102 and encodes 319 amino acids.
ACACGUUGGAGGGAGAGAAACCAUAAAGGGAGAGGAGGACGGAAAUGGAAAAGGAGUGGAUAUCCUUCCGGUGCUGGUGCUUUCUUGUGACAGAACAACUGUCAAAAGGUGUUUGGAUCUUCUCAUCAAGUAUCGCCCAUCAAUGGAACAUCAUCCUAUUAUUGUAUCUCAAGACUGUGGACAUGAACAAACAGCGGAAGUGAUACGUUCAUAUGGAAAUCAAAUCAAAUUUAUACAACAGCCAGAUCUGUCUCCAAUUGUAAUAGAUGGUCAUGUGAAGAACAAAUUGCUGACAGGUUACUACAAGAUCUCUAGACACUACAAGUGGGCUCUUUCUCAAGUCUUUGAUGUCUUUAACUACAAGGCUGUUAUAGUAGUAGAAGAUGAUCUUGACAUUUCUGUCGAUUUUUAUGAAUAUUUCACAGCAACUCGUCACGUUCUAGAGGAAGAUCCCACUCUAUGGUGUGUAUCAGCAUGGAAUGACAAUGGCAAGCAGAAUUUUAUUGACACCACUCGACCAGACCUUUUGUAUAGAAGUGAUUUCUUUCCUGGUUUGGGCUGGAUGUUGACUGUGUCUGUGUGGAAUGAAAUGAGAGAUAGGUGGCCUAAAGCUUUUUGGGAUGACUGGAUGAGAGAAUCUGCUCAAAGAAAAGGAAGAGCGUGUAUUCGUCCUGAGAUUCCACGUACAGACACAUUUGGUCGUAUUGGAGUUAGCAGGGGACAGUUUUUUGAUAAACAUUUGAAGUUUAUUGUUCUAAAUUCUCAACCUGUGUCGUUUAAUGACAAGGACAUGUCGUAUCUUAUGAAGGAUACGUAUGAUCGUCAAUUUUAUAGUGAGGUGUACCAUACACCUCUUGUGUCUGCAGACCAGCUGUUAUCAGGCUCUGUAGAUCGUACAGUUCGGGUUGAGUAUAAGAACAAUGCAGAGUUCAUGCAAUUGGCACAGAGAAUUGGAAUCAUGGCAGAUCUCAAGGACUUUGUUCCUCGUACAGCAUAUAAAGGGGUCGUCAGUUUUAUGUUCCAUUCUCACAGAGUUUAUCUAACUCGACCUGAAGGGAGAACAGAGCACUACACUGAUAAACCAAAGAUAAGAGUGGCAUAGACAGAGCGUUUUGAUAUAGAGGAAUUUGUACUGUUUCUAAUGUUUGAUACAUGUAAUAAGAGAGUACGAUGUAAAACUGCACAACAUACACGACAUGCUGUUGAGUUGAAGGGUGUGAAGGUAUCGUUCCACAAUUGGAAAAGUCUUGACCACAUGUAUUGAGAGCUUGGCAAUAUGAAAUAGCUCUGUCGCCAUUGAGAAUGGGAGAUCUCUUGUCAGGCAUAAACCCAAACAAGAGAUCUCCAGAAUGACUAACCCAGCAUAUGGGUUUUGAACAUUGUAUGUUAGUGUGAGAUGUUGCUACUCACAAAGAUUCUGCUACUGCUGGUGACAGUACCAGGCUAAACCUGCUAGAUCUAAUAAUCUGCAAAGUCAAAUGUUUGAUAAAUGGAAGUACUGUAUUCAAGUUCAGAUUGGCAAUGGUACGUCUAUAUUUGUUGUUUAAUAAUAGAUGCCUGACUUACAAAUUUUCUGCAUUGAAUAUGGUUUCAAACGUAAGGUCCAGACCUCUCAACUUUCAUAAUUUCACCUUGAAUUUUACGGUUUAUGACAUCUCACGUGGUCUUACUGUGAAACCUAAUUUCUCAUGUUUACUGGCUUGUCACAAACUGUGCUCAAUUUGGCUUGUAGUAGGCUUGUAGGUAUUAAUGUAAUUUGGCUUGUAGUAGGCUUGUAGUUAUUAAUAUCUACAUUAGAAUUUAUUACACUAGGCUUGCACUAAGGCAAAGUGCACGGACGGAAAGGUCUGGGAAAUUGCUGUCUUUGUACACAUGUAACUGUUCUCGUGCUACAUUUCAGUUAUGAUUGAGUUAGAUGUAGGUGAUGUGUUGGGGGCUACUAUGUAGUGAAUCUAAGAGGCCAAGAGAUUUAAAAGACACUUUGAGUACAUCAAAGGGACCUUGAAUGGGUAGUUAAUUGUCAUGUGAGAUGCACUCUGCUUGUGAGUCUUGAGUAUUUAAAUUUAAUUAUUUUAGUACUAUUGAAUUAGCAGACUGUGAUGAAGUUGCCUCAAGCUC